Lethenteron reissneri (Far Eastern brook lamprey) is the source of this 2815-nucleotide messenger RNA. Its product is annotated as glucoside xylosyltransferase 1-like. Lineage: Eukaryota; Metazoa; Chordata; Hyperoartia; Petromyzontiformes; Petromyzontidae. Gene Ontology annotation, molecular function: UDP-xylosyltransferase activity. The record is from RefSeq and is a predicted model, not a curated record. Gene Ontology annotation, biological process: protein O-linked glycosylation via N-acetylgalactosamine.
GCUCAGGCGAAAGCUGUGAUUUGGCGGCGUGGUCAGAUACACAGAGAGACAGAGACACAGAGACACGGAGACACAGGGACACGGGACAGAGACACAGGGACACGGAGACACAGGGACACGGAGACACAGGGACAGAGACACGGGGACAGAAACACAGAGACACAGGGACACGGAGACACAGGGACACGGAGACACAGGGACAGAGACACAGAGACACGGGGACAGAAACACAGAGAGACAGAGACACGGGGACACAGGGACACGGGGACAGAGACACAGGGACACGGAGACACAUAGACACACAGACACAGGGACAGAGACACAGAGACACGGGGACAGAAACACAGAGAGACAGAGACACGGGGACACAGGGACACAGGGACAGAGACACAGGGACACGGAGACACAUAGACACACAGACACAGGGACAGAGACACAGAGACACGGGGACAGAAACACAGAGAGACAGAGACACGGGGACAGAGACAAGAGGACACGGAGACAAGAGGACACGGGGCUCCAAACGAGAGACUCCACGGACUGAAUGGUGACGCCGCUGGCUGUGUGAGGAUGAAGUUGCCGCUGCGCGUGGCCCUGGCGGGCUGCGUCCUGGCGCUGUGCGGGGCGCUCUACGCCCUGGGCUGGAGCUCUACUCUCCUCUUCGAGUUCAAGGGAGGAGGAGGUGGUGGAGGAGAUGGAGGAGGAGGUGGAGGAGGGGCCCAUGUGCUUAGCCGCGACCUUCACCUGCACGGUGCCGGGGCUCAGCCGCCUGUCUUGGGCGUCAGCGAGCGCCUGCGGCAGCAGCGGCGGCGGCGGCGCGCGUCCGAGACGAUGCACGUGGCAGUGGUGGCGUGCGGCCAGCGGGUCAACGAGACGCUGGUCAUGGCCAAGUCGGCCGUGCUCUUCAGCCGCAAGCACCUGCACUUCCACAUCUUCGCCGAGCGCCAACUCCACCGCAGUUUCGCUGAAAGCCUCGACUCGUGGCCGGACGAGUACCGGAGGAAGUACAACUUCUCCGUGUACCCUAUCACGUUUCCCAAGGAGUACGCUGAAGAGUGGCGACAGCUGUUCAAGCCCUGCGCCUCCCAGCGCCUCUUUCUGCCAACUCUGCUGGCCGACGUGGACUCUCUCCUCUACGUGGACACGGACAUCCUGUUCCUGCGUGCCGUGGACGAUCUGUGGGCCAUGCUGCCGGAGUUCACCGCGGCGCAGGCGGCCGCCGUCGCUCCAGAGCACGAGGAGCCGCGCGUCGGCUGGUACAGCCGCUUCGCCCGGCACCCCUACUACGGCGCCACGGGCAUCAACUCCGGCGUCAUGCUGUUCAACCUGACGCGCGUGCGGGCCGCCACGUACAAGAACGACAUGAGCCCCGUGGAGCUGCAAUGGGAUGAGAUGCUCCUGCCGCUGUACAAGAAGUACAAACUGAACAUCACCUGGGGAGACCAGGACCUCCUGAACAUCAUCUUCCACCACAACCCCGAAAUGCUCCGCGUGUUUCCGUGCGAGUGGAACUACCGGCCGGACCACUGCAUGUACGGCAGCAGCUGCAAGGGCGCCGACACGCACGGGGUCUACGUCCUCCACGGUAACCGCGGAGUCUACCACGACGACAAGCAGCCGGCCUUCCGUGCCGUCUACGACGCCAUCCACGACUUCCCGUUUGACGAGAACCUCUUCCAGUCUCUGCUCUAUCCCCUGGAGCGCCAGCUGCUCGCCACUGUGCACACUCACUGCGGACGCUCCUCACACCUCUUCACGCGCCAGCUGCAGCGCACCAUGCGGGCCGUGUACGACAAGAUGGGGCUGGCCUCCUAGGCGGCGCCGGCAGGGACACCGUGCCGCGUUCUGUGUAGGCUCCGUGCGUGCGUGCGCGUGUUGGGCGGCUGUGUGUGCGUGCGUGUGUGUGCUGUUGUGUGGGGAGUGGUAGUGUAGCGGUUAGCGCGCUGUGCUAUGAACCUGGCAACCCGGGUUCGAUUCCCGCUCACGGCGAACACCGCUGACGAUUAUUUGAACCGGUCCUGGGCCUCCCCUAGGUCGACUCAGCCUUAAAUGAGUACCUGGUGCGGUGUGUAAACAUCGCCACUGGGGAGACCAAGGCGGUCGGGCGUGGUGCUGGCCACCCACCCCCUAGUGUACCGUUCCGGCCUUCAUAGGUGCUCGCUAACAGCACUUACCCCUACAGUCUGUUAAGGCUACUCGGGGGAUCUUUGUUAUAUUUGUGCUGUUGUGUGUGCUGUUGUGUGUGCUGUUGUUGGUAGUGUAGCGGUUAGCGCUAUGCCGCGCUACGAACCCGGCCACCCGAGUUCGAUUCCCGCUCACGGCGAACACCGCUGACGAUUAUUUGAACCGGUCCUGGGCCUCCCCUAGGUCGACUCAGCCUUAAAUGAGUACCUGGUGCGGUGUGUAAACAUCGCCACUGGGGAGACCAAGGCGGUCGGGCGUGGUGCUGGCCACCCACCCCCUAGUGUACCGUUCCGGCCUUCAUAGGUGCUCGCUAACAGCACUUACCCCUACAGUCUGUUAAGGCUACUCGGGGGAUCUUUGUUAUAUUUGUGCUGUUGUGUGUGCUGUUGUGUGUGCUGUUGUUGGUAGUGUAGCGGUUAGCGCUAUGCCGCGCUACGAACCCGGCCACCCGAGUUCGAUUCCCGCUCACGGCGAACACCGCUGACGAUUAUUUGAACCGGUCCUGGGCCUCCCCUAGGUCGACUCAGCCUUAAAUGAGUACCUGGUGCGGUGUGUAAACAUCGCCACUGGGGAGACCAAGGCGGUCGGGCGUGGUGCUGGCCACCCACCCCCUAGUGUACCGUUCCGGCCU